Molecule: messenger RNA, 327 nt
Organism: Penicillium cosmopolitanum
Lineage: Eukaryota; Fungi; Ascomycota; Eurotiomycetes; Eurotiales; Aspergillaceae
Product: putative copper resistance protein Crd2
Exons: 3
Coding region: 1-327 (108 amino acids)
Source: RefSeq, a predicted model, not a curated record
AUGGUCCACCCCGCUUCCACCUGCUGCAAGACCAACGCCGGCGCUGGCUGCGUCUGCGCCGCCCAGGCCAAGUGCUCCUGCGGCAAGGAGAGCGCUCUCCACUGCUCUUGCAACAAGUCUGCCACUGAGAACGCCACCGCCGGUCCCCGCUGCUCAUGCCGCUCUCGCCCCGCUGGCCAAUGCACCUGCGAGCGCUCCGUCACCGAGAACUCGCCCGUUCAGGGUGAUGCUUGCGCCUGUGGCAGCCGUCCCUCUGCAUCCUGCACCUGCGAGAAGGCCGAGGGUAUCGAGUCUGCCCUGGAGGUUGACUUCACCACCCGCUCUUAA